Molecule: messenger RNA, 726 nt
Organism: Candida tropicalis MYA-3404
Lineage: Eukaryota; Fungi; Ascomycota; Pichiomycetes; Serinales; Debaryomycetaceae
Exons: 1
Coding region: 1-726 (241 amino acids)
Biological process (GO): chromosome segregation
Cellular component (GO): Ndc80 complex
Source: RefSeq, a predicted model, not a curated record
AUGUCGAUGAGUACAGCAGAAAGAGCUUUCGAAAGGUUUAAUAACGAAAUUACAGCAUAUGAAUCCUUAAUUCCUCAAAUGAAUGAGAUGGCCCUUGAUGUGGUACAAGAAUUUUCACAUAAACAAUCACUAAUACACCAACAUGCUGAAGAAAAUAAAUUAAAACUCAAUGAGUUGAUUAAUCAAGAAAUAAAAUUAAAAGAAGAAUUGAAUUUAUUGAAAGAAAAAGAGAAGGAUACAAGGACUCGAUUGGAAGAAAGAAUGCAAUCAUUAGAACAACAAAAACAAGUAUUUGAAGAUCUAGCAAAAAAGAAACAAGAAUUGAUUCAUGAUAAAGAAGAACUUGUAUCACGUAUUGAACAACUAAAUUCUAGUAUACACGAACGCAAAUCAGAACUUGAUCAAUCAAAUGAUAAUAUUUUACUUCAACUAAGUAAGAACUCAACAGAAUUGGCAAAAUAUGAAGCAUAUACUGGUUUAAGAAUUAACGCAAAAAGUCCCGAAAAUAUGAGCUUUAAAUUUUUCAACUUGGAUCCUAAUGAUUAUGAUAGAGAAUUUGUUGUGGAUUUAGAUAUCAGUGGGAAUAAUUAUGAGAUUACAAGUACUGAACCUCGAUUGAAUGACGAUAAAGUGUCAGAGUUACAGAGUACAUUGAAUGAGAGCAAACAACUUGGAAAAUUCUUAAAGGACAUUAGAAAUGAAUUUAAAGGUUUCAUAGCAUACUAG